This is a messenger RNA of Oryzias melastigma (Indian medaka), 3445 nucleotides long. RefSeq names its product homeobox protein Hox-D9b. Gene Ontology annotation, molecular function: RNA polymerase II cis-regulatory region sequence-specific DNA binding; DNA-binding transcription factor activity, RNA polymerase II-specific. The transcript is spliced from 2 exons. NCBI's taxonomy places the organism in Eukaryota, Metazoa, Chordata, Actinopteri, Beloniformes, Adrianichthyidae. Gene Ontology annotation, biological process: anterior/posterior pattern specification; regulation of transcription by RNA polymerase II; embryonic skeletal system morphogenesis. Bases 77 to 997 code for a protein of 306 amino acids. The record is from RefSeq and is a predicted model, not a curated record. Gene Ontology annotation, cellular component: nucleus.
UGAAGCCACUAUACCAGCCCAUCUAACGUUUUACAGUCCUACCUAACUUUCUUUUUAUUGAAAUAAUAAAAUAAGCAUGUCGCUAACGAAUUAUUAUUCCAUGAUGGGUCUCGGGGCCGAGGAGCCGUACGGCGCGCACUUCAUCCCGGGAGGCUUGCAGAGUUCGACGGGCGCUUGUUCCAAGCCAGCCCGGGGAGCGGAGGAGGACGAGGAGGGGAGCGCCGGCUCCCACAUCCCGGAUUUUUCCCAUUUUUCCAACAAAGUCAGCCUGAACGGCUUCUCCCCGUGGACGGGCACCUCCACGUCCUCCUCGUCGUCCUCCCCGCAGCUGCAGUCCGUCCACGGGGGCUCCAUCCCGGGCCUCUUCCACCCACAUCACCUCCUCGGCCAUCACCACGCCUACUACGGUCCGCAGGCUCCGAGCCACGCCGAGCAUCACCUCUCCCCGUCCGCCGCCGAGGCCCGGUUCGUCCGCGGCUGGGAGGGGGUGACGGCCCCCGCCUCGGAGACGGCACUGCCGCCGGUCCCAGCCUCCUUCCCCGCGUGCGUCCGCGAGCCAAGCCCGACGUACGAGACGAUAAAACCGGAGAGUUCGCCGCCGCCGCUCGGCGGGACCGACGGGCCGAGCUUCACCAGCCCCACCGAGGUGGUCCUGGAGCGCCUGGGCACCGCGGAGGAGCUGGGGAGGACGGCCGAGCCCAAGAAGGAGGACGAGGACCGGAAGAGCCAGCAGGCGCCGCCGCUAGACCCGGAAAAUCCAUCCGCCAGCUGGAUCCACGCCAAGUCCACGCGGAAAAAGAGAUGUCCGUACACCAAACACCAGACCCUGGAGCUGGAGAAGGAGUUCCUCUACAACAUGUACUUGACCAGGGACCGGCGCCUGGAGGUGGCAGGACUUCUGAACCUGACAGAGCGACAGGUGAAGAUCUGGUUCCAGAACCGGAGGAUGAAGAUGAAGAAGCUGAUGAUCCGAGAAAGGAGGAGUAUGAACGAAUGAGCCGCGCUGCUCCAUGAUUUGUAGGGGAGGUGAUGAGUCCAAAACCAACUGCCAUGAUCGGCCGAGCGACGGAGGUGGAGCUGGACCACUCCUCCACCGGCAGGUUUUAAAGCAGAAAGGGUCUGGAGGGUUUUUUGUAAAUAGUAAGUUUGGCGUCACAGACGUGCUCAUCUGUUUUCCAUGUGGUUUCGUAACGUUCACAUCUGAAGCUGGAAACGCUCCAUGCAUUCUAAAUGUCAGAUGAAAUUUAGAAUUUUAGAAAUUGUGAAGGUGCAGCUGCUCACUCGGACUUUACGACUUAUUUUGAAAUGUUUCUGGGAGCUUUUUCAAGGAUGUUUUUAUUUGUUUUGCAUCAAACCCCCAUUCCUCCCAUUCAGCAGACGGUGUCCAAAUCCCCUCACUACUCAGAGCACCUUCUAGUGCGUUUACCAUUUUCUCAAAGUGUCUGAAUCUACAAUGACAAAACCCAGAAUACAGAAACAGUGUGCAUCCAUGCUCACUUGAAUGGUGAUAUGGACCACAAUGCAUUGCUUUUAAACAAUUUUUAUUUGAAAAACAAGUGAACUUUAAAGUUAUUUUUAACUAGAGUGGAAGCAACUUUAGUUAAUAGUCUUUGUAAAUUGUUCAUUUUUUACUGCAGCAAAUGAUUGACAUCACACUUUUUAAAAGUAGUAUAUGUUUGAAUUGCAUAACAGUCCUCCACAAUGGAUAGUCCUGCACUAUAUGAUCAGGGAGUAGUGAUGGAAAUCAGACACAGCCUCAUGCUGCGUUCACACCAGACAUGUCGCCUGUUCAACGCAGGUUCUUGAACGCACCUUUAGCGUGCUGCGUUCACACCGGACCAGGGGUCUGCAACCUGCAACACUUGAGGAGCCUUUUGGGACGAGCUCUUACUGAGCACAACCCAGCAAGAAGCCACAAAGUCUUACGUCACCCUUUAGAAAACUAGAGCACUGAUAUUUCAAUGUCACUAUUAGGUUAAAUAUAAAUUAUGCAUUGUUUUUCUUUCCAAAAAAAACACAAACAUGCAGAGAAAAAAAACAAUUGAAAAAGUUUUUAGCAGAGGUUCACAUGAUUUCCUUUCAAAAUAAAAUACACCCGGGUCACAUUGGACCCCCUCAUAGCAAAUGUUGUAUAAUUUCCAAAACGAUUAAAAAGUUUAUUUUACUAUUUGUGGUGCACCUUAGCCAGCAAUUUAAAAAUCUAACUAAAAUUAAAUCAGAAAUAAAAAAGUGAACACACUGUAUUUCACCUAAAAAUCGUAAAUUUGUUCAAAGAUAAAAAAUCUAAAUUAUCUGUUGUGUUUUAAGCAUGAAUUCUGGCUUUGCUUCCUCAAGUUCAAUUAUUUUCGUUGUGUAACUUUAUAUGCAAAAAUUCGUCAAAAUAUUUUAUUGCAGCUUAAACUGCAAAGUAGCUGCUCAAUGGAUUGUUGGAGCAUUAUGGGUAGUGUAGUCAGAUGCCUCUCAGAGUAACAUCUUAAUUUCCUUUAAUUUUGGGUUACUAAUAAAAUAUUUUAUGCUUUAAAACUACUUUUUAAAAUGAAAGUUUUAAUUUUUCUUUAACCAGAAAGCAACAAUGAAGAGGCAAAAGAACCACAUGUGGCUCCGGAGCCGCAGGUUGCAGACCUACCGGUACCCGAUACGAGCGCAUGCACUCACAGUUGGAAGUGAUCCGGUGAAAAAUGUCAAAGUGGUGUAAAUCUGGGGAAUCUUGCUCCAGACUUUUUCUUUCACAUAUCUAUUCCGAUCGAUGAAAGACUUGGUGUCAUUGAAUUCCAGCCGGACACAAACCACAACUAUUAAGUUCUCCUUCAUGAUCGGUUUUCAAACGGUUCCAUGAAUUUAAAGAACACCAUCCAUACGUCAAAAUCCGAGAUCCUGAUUGGUCAAAGUUAAACUGGUUUAGCUUUCAACAUGAGGUUGAGCCAAAAAGCAGACUAUAAAAACUAUUUUUUUUUAUUUUGGCUUAUGAGUAACUUCACACUUAAGACACUUUUAAGGGAUUGCUAGAUAUCACAAAAAAGUGUCUCAAUGACGUGAUUUCAGCAAAAGGAGCAAAAAUAGCUGAUCGAAGGGAAGAGGUCCAAACUUUGACCUCCAUUAAAAUGUGAGUUUUUGUUCAGAUCUUUUUUUUUUUCUAUAAGUAGAAUAACAAUAAGGUUUUUGUUUGAUUUUUAUUAAAUCCCUUUCUUUUUUUGAAAUUUUUCAAAAUAAGAUUGAACAUUGAUAUACGAACAUUUCUUAAGACAGAGCAGAUUCUUUAAUGAGGGUUUCCUAGUUUCUCCUCAUGACUGUAUGGUCGUUUGAAUGCGUGCUGCAGACACCGGUGUGAGCGUAGAUGGAAAAGUAAAUACAUGCACAAACAAUCAAAGAUUUGACUCCUGAAAAUGUGUAAAACUUGCAGGUGGAGAAUUUGUAAAAAAAAAAAAAAAAAAAAAAAAAAAAAAAA